Molecule: messenger RNA, 1932 nt
Organism: Effrenium voratum
Lineage: Eukaryota; Dinophyceae; Suessiales; Symbiodiniaceae
Source: the annotation of a GenBank genome assembly
AUGGCCACGGGCGGGCCCUACACGGCGUGCAUGUCCGGAACGCCUGAGACGUCCGGCACCGCGCCCACGGCGCCUGACCUGGGGUCAAGGCAGCUGGCACUGGCAAUCGCAAACCCCAGGCUCACGGAGCAGAUGGCUUCUGUUGUCUUCAGAAAGGCGGACGCCAACAGGGACGGGCGCCUGAGCUACGAGGAGCUGCUGCGGCUGCUGCCCCAGCUGUACCAGGAGCUUGGGCUUCCCCUGGUCGACGAUGAGCCGUCCCAGAUGAAGCUCGUUUGGAACCGCAUGCGGCGCUUCGACCGCAGCAGCGACGGGUUUCUGGAGCUCUCAGAGUUCCUGCAGCUCUACAGGUGGACGCUGCACCGAAAGUACGAAGAUCUGAAGCCGCCGCACUUCACGCGCAGCGAGAUGCUGAAGUCUGCAAGGCCUGGGGUCCCGGCGCAGUUCUAUGCCAUCAACGACCUCUUAGGUACUGGCAGCUUCGGUAUUGUGCACGGCGUGACCGAAAAGACCACGGGCCUGCAGCGAGUGAUGAAGACGGUGAACAAGAUGAAGCUGGAGGCGAGUGGUUCGCCGCUGGCCUGCCUGGAUGAAGAGAUCAAGGUCUUGGCCUUGUUGGAUCAUCCCCGGGUGCUGCGUUUCUUUGAGUGGUUUGCGGACAGCGAGAACAUCUACAUGAUCACCGAUAUGUGCUGGGGAGGUGAGCUGGAAGAGGUCAUCCAGGACGCGUUCUUGCAGCGGCAGCUUCUUCCUCAGCUGUGGGUCCGUCGCAUUUUCCACCAGGCGACAGAUGCCAUCGGCUACUGCCACAGCAAGGGCGUUAUGCAUAAGGACCUGAAGUUCCAGAACAUUUUGCUGCAGAACAAGCUCACGGAGAAGUCUCGCGCCCAAGACAUCAACAUUGUCAUUAUCGACGUGGGCCUUGCCGAGCUCUUCGGCCCCCGGCACGGGAAGCCCUGCCGCUGCCGCCAGCGCUCUGGCUCGCUGCCCACCAUGGCGCCGGAGGUCCUGGCAGGGGACUUCUCCUACAAGUGCGACAUUUGGAGCCUGGGGUGCAUGCUCUAUGCGGCCUUCAACAAGAACCCAAUACAGACUCCAGGGCAGGCCGCAAUGUACCCCUACCCCUUCUGCACUGGCAAGCCGGGUCGGGGAGAUCCCCUGGGGAUGGGCAACCUGCUGCGAGAGCAGAAGAAGGGCCCUAAUAUGAAGUAUCUGGAUGCCAACCUGGGUGUGCACGACCUGGUGCGGCGCAUGCUGAGCUUUGAAGAAAGUAAGCGGCCGAGUGCGGAGGAGUGUUUUCAUUCCACCUGGUUGUCCUGCGCACCGGGAUCAAUGCGAGAGGAAGAGCAAGAGCUGGCGAAAGAGGAGACGAUUGCCGCCAUCCUGGCACCAGCAUCUGGGAAGCAGGAGCACCGGACCUGGUGGCAGGCCGCCACCACGGAGGCCGCUUGCCAGCUGCCGGGGAGUUUGCUGGAGCCGCUCGCCCGCCGCUUCAAGGCGCAGCUUCGCAACGCAUCUGGCGCCAUUGAGAAGCAGGCGCUGGUGGACAUGCUGGUCAAGAUGAAGGUGCCGGCGGACAAAGCAGAGCGGGCAGCGUGUGCGGCAGACUUCAGUGGAGACGGGCUCAUCGAGUUCUCCGAGUUUGUGGCGGUUUGCCUGCCCGCGGCGCGGGAGCUGUUUGCGAUCUCGCUGCAGACGGCGUUCCACCAUUUCGACACCAACUCGAAUGGGAACCUGGACUGCAAGGAGGUGGAGCAGCUGCUGGUGAGCGGGAAGAUUGAGGAGGGCCACCUUCCCCGAUCCAAGACCAUUCAGGCGAUGGUAGAGGAGCUAGACGCUAACCACAACGGCCUCAUUUCCUUUCCCGAGUUUCAGCAGUACUUCAUGACAGUUGACAACGACAUGGACGGCGCAUCGCUUGAUCGGCGUUAA